AUGGAGAUAUUUAGUAAUGAACGACAAGGCACCACAAACAGUUGUUAUGUUAUGACCUUGCACUCGAAAAAGGAACUGAAAGAGUCGCUUGUUCGUGACGCUUUACUACGUUUAGCGAAACGGCAACCAUUGCUUCGGGCUGUUAUUAAAAUUGUGUCAAAUUCCUCGUGGUUUGGGCAAAACAAUGAAAGCUAUUUCGAGAUAAUUGAACCGAGUAAAAUUGGAGACAUGAUUGACCUAACAACGUCUGAUGUCAACGCAUAUCAGUGGCAAAAAGCAUGGUACGAUACCGUUAUGGGCCAGAUAAAGACUGGCUUACUAUGGCGAACAGUUUUGUUCACAGAAGAGUAUCUUCCAGAUAGCGAGAACUACGUGAACACUAUAAUUUUCCGCGUAAAUCACUGUAUCAUUGACGGGGUAUCGGGGAUGAAUUUAUGCAAACAAUUUUUGAGCUACCUUAAUAGUGUUGCCGAAAACACACGAGUUCGCGGCGAAGAUGGUCCGAGUCAUGAGCUGCUGCCAAGUUUUUAUGCGAUAAUCAGUAACACUCGACCAAGGUCUUUCUGGAAGAAUUUGCAGGCAUAUGUAGGCUUGCAUUUCAUUUAUAAAUUCAUGAAAAGACUAAAGUUAUGCAUCUUAUUAGCCUCAAAAUCCGAAAAACCCUACCCAUUUUUUAUGACCCAACCCUCACUUGAAGUAUGUGACUUGGUAUACAAAGUGUUUUCUGAGACACACACAUCACAAAUUCGCAAAGUUUGUAGAUCCAAGGGCGUAACUGUGACAGGGGCCCUUAUGGCUGCAGCACAUAAAGCGUUUUGCCAGCUAAUUCGAAAUCAAGACUCAGUAAUUGCCAAGGAACAGGAGAAGUUGAUGCAUAUGUUUGCUCUCAGUGGUCUACGCUUCUGUGAGCCCAAACCCCCGGCUGAAUACUUAGGUAAUUUCUUAUUGUCUGAAAUGCUCCCUAUGUUUUGCAAUACGGACGAUUUUUGGUCGAUGGCUCAAGAAGCAACGAAGCAAAUUCACAUUAUAAUCAGAGAGGGGAAAAAUGUAUCUGCAUGUUUGGCUGGAUUUGAUAUUUUCACACCUAAAGAGCUUGCCGACGAAUUCCAGUCUCCCUUGGAUCCAAAGAAAAAAUUGUCACUAUUUAAUGUUCACAAUUACAUCUCAAGUGCUGGGGCAUUUACCUACGACGAUAGUACCUCCAUGUACAAAUUACAUGAAUGUCUUUAUUAUUCCGUUCCUUUUGGAUUUGCGAGUUUCGCUACUCAUUUUAAUACGACAGUCAAUGGUAAGAUGUCAUGGGUGAUAUUGUGCAGUAAAUUUGUUCCAGGCAAAAUUGAAGAACAAUUUGCAGCGCUUUGUUUCGACAUACUUCAGAAAGAAACGCGACAAGAAUGA
Paramuricea clavata is the source of this 1398-nucleotide messenger RNA. The record is from the annotation of a GenBank genome assembly. Lineage: Eukaryota; Metazoa; Cnidaria; Anthozoa; Malacalcyonacea; Plexauridae.